UUCUCGAAGAAGGUUGAUCAGCAGUACCUUUUGCACCUUCUUGAUCAAACUAUCCCAGGAACGAUCAACAAUUGGCAUUUCUAUUGAUAAGUGCUCGAUUCUUUGGUAUGGAUUCGGAAGAAUACAGCAACGAAUUGUCAAGGAACGAGUCAGAAAAUGAUAGUACUAACGAAGAAUGUAGUCAUUCGCCCAUAUUGUUGGAUUUAGAUAAAAAUUCUAAACAGCAGCAACAAGAAAUCUUAAAUCAGGAAGAAAACUCAUCGUCUAAAUUAUCCAGUAUCAAUCAAUAUUUGCAAGAUCAGUUAGUAAGAAACGGACCAGAAAAUUCAAGCAUACCUCGACAACAAUGUGGAAGAAGGUCAUGGCAGGAUGAAAAUUUUGAAAAUCGCCAACAAAAUAACGAUCGAGUAUUUGUGAUUAGAGUUCCUGAACCCGAAGUAAUUAAUACUCAUCCACAUUUAGAAAUUCUUCACGAAACCAACAUUAAAUCAGUCCAAAGAGAACCAUCGCAAACGGAAAAAGACUAUAAAAAGUCAGCUUGCGAUCGUGAGCGUACACGAAUGCGUGACAUGAAUCGUGCUUUUGAACUUUUGCGUUCAAAACUUCCGAUUUGUAAACCACCUGGUAAAAAACUUUCGAAGAUUGAGUCGCUUAGACACGCAAUUACAUACAUACGACAUCUGCAAAGUCUUUUGGAACCGCAAUACAAUUACGUUUCGACUGUUCCUGAAAGGAGUUUUUAUGCUAACAGCGCACCUGUCACUACAACUACUUCUUUAGAGGUUCAACACACACCCCGGUGGGAAUCAUUCGCUUAUUAUCGUUAUGAUUACCAUGCACCGUUUGUUAAUCCCUCGCCAUCAACGUUACCUUCAUCUAUUCACCCCCGAGUACCGACAGACCAAGAUGAUCGACAAUUUUCUUACGAAGCGCAACAUUGA
This is a messenger RNA of Eufriesea mexicana, 941 nucleotides long. It is a transcript of the gene sage, whose product is annotated as salivary gland-expressed bHLH. The record is from RefSeq and is a predicted model, not a curated record. Gene Ontology annotation, biological process: mesoderm formation; regulation of transcription by RNA polymerase II. Gene Ontology annotation, cellular component: nucleus. The transcript has 4 exons. Lineage: Eukaryota; Metazoa; Arthropoda; Insecta; Hymenoptera; Apidae. Gene Ontology annotation, molecular function: DNA-binding transcription factor activity, RNA polymerase II-specific; RNA polymerase II cis-regulatory region sequence-specific DNA binding; protein dimerization activity. Bases 108 to 941 code for a protein of 277 amino acids.